UCUCGCGAUAAGAAACAUACGUUUACCUUGGGCUACGCACGAAAAAAGGCUAAAGUCUGCGGGCUUUGAGAGCAACUUUACCCGGGAGACAUGAGUGUGACACUCUCACAGGGGGCGGUUGAGGCCCUGUUCAAAGGCUCACAGGUGAACAAUCCCGUGCUGCAGGUUCUGAGCAUCCGUCAGAUCAGUAAUGCCUCAGGCCCGCCCAGGUACCGGUUUGUGCUGAGUGAUGGUCAGCACUGUUGGUCUUCCUUCCUGCUGGCCACCCAGUUAAACAAUCUGGUAGACGAGAACCUCCUGGUACCGAAUUGUGUGUGUAUGAUGAAGAAGACCAUCACCAACACAUUGACAGAUGGCAGGCGCGUGGUGAUUGUGAUGGACAUGGAGAUACUGCAGUCGGCCGAGGAAACUGGAGGGAAGAUUGGAAAUCCUGCUCCAUUUAAUUCAGAUGAUAAGAAUGAGAAUGUGGGGUCAAGCACCUCUGUCUCAGUAUCACCUCCAUCAGCUGCAGUACCUGGACCCUCCUACAAGAACAGCAGCACCUACUCUCCUUCCCGAGGCCGUGGAAGAGGUUUUGUGGGAAAGUCACCCAUGAAGACUUCACCCAUGGAGGCUUCACCCACAAAGGCUACACCCUCGAACUUCUCACUUAUGAAGUUUUCCCCCUCAAAAGCCUCACCCUCAAAGUUUUCACCCUCAAAGGCCUCACCCUCAAAGUUUUCACCGGCAAAGGCCUCGCCUGCAAAGUUUUCACCCAUGAAGUUUUCACCCAUGAAAGCUACCAGCACUUCUCCAAGUUCUUCCUCAAAACUGAUUCCUAUUGCCAGCCUCAACCCCUACCAAAGCAAGUGGACUGUCAGAGCCCGGGUCACGAACAAGUCCAAUGUCCGCACCUGGAGUAACUCUAAAGGAGAGGGCAAGCUCUUCUCCUUUGAGAUAGUGGAUGAGAGUGGAGAAAUCAAGAUCACAGCCUUCAACAACGAAGUGGACAAGUUUUUCUCUCUAGUGGAGCAAGGCAAGGUGUACUACAUCUCCAAGGCAACGCUGAAGGUGGCCAACAAACAGUACUCCACACUGAAGAACGACUAUGAGAUGACCCUUCACGCUCAUUCAUCCAUUGUACCGUGUGAUGACACUGAGGGCAUCCCCACAGUGCACUGUGACUUUGUGCCCAUUGCAGAGCUGCAGAGCAGAGACAAGGACGCCAUCAUUGAUGUAAUUGGAGUGUGUAAGAGUGCAGAGGAUGUAUCCCGUAUCACCACUAAGACCAGCAGAGAAGUCUCCAAGAGGGCCCUCAACCUAAUAGACACAACUGGCAAAGUGGUGACAGUCACACUAUGGGGAGAAGAGGCAGAGAAGUUUGACGGCUCUGGGCAGCCUGUGGUCGCCAUCAAAGGAGCUCGCUUGUCUGAUUUCGGGGGCCGAUCUCUCUCUGCUUUGUUCAGCUCGACAGUCAUGGUCAACCCAGACAUACCGGAGGCCUUUAGAUUGAGGGCCUGGUAUGACCAGAAGGGCUUUGCACUCGACAGCCAAUCCCUGACAAAUUCAAGGUCAUUGGGCAGCGGAGUAAGGGUGAACUGGAAAACCCUGAGCGACGUUAAGAAUGAACACAUGGGGCAAGGAGAGAAGGCGGAGUAUUUCAGCUGCUUGGCAACAGUGGUGUACAUUCGUAAGGAGAAUUGUCUGUACCGGGCCUGUCCAUCUGCGGACUGCAACAAGAAGGUCAUAGACCAACAGAACGGACUGUACCGCUGCGAAAAGUGUGACAGAGACUUCCGCAACUUUAAAUACAGACUCCUACUUUCUGCCAACUUAGCAGACUUCGGGGAUAACCAGUGGGUGACAUGCUUCCAGGAGACAGCUGAGGUCCUGUUAGGUCACAGUGCAGAAACACUGGGACAGUUCAAAGAGACAGACGAGGCUGCAUUUGAUGAAGUCUUCCAGAAAGCCAACUUCACAACGCACAUCUUUAAAAACAGAGUCAAGCUGGAGACGUACAAUGAUGAGAGUCGAGUGAAGGUAACUGUAAUGGAAGUCCAGCCAGUCGACCACAGGGAAUACAGCAGGAGACUCCUCAGUAACAUCCGCAAACUGGCUGGCUGAACCUGCUCCCAGUAAUCCAAAUGGCUGCCUGGUAAUUAAACAUGUCUUCGACUGGUUUCCAACUGGUGUCCAACGUUUUCGACCAGUGAGAUAACAGCAUAUCUGACAGAGGCAGCAGAGGGGCAGCCAGUGAUUCAUCUGAGUAAAUGGCAGCCAAACAAAAGACUGAUAUUUAGUUGUUCACUUCCUUCAACACACCAGUUGUGAGACACUGGAAAUGUGAUGGAAAUGACUUUUAGCUUUUUAUUUAAUGACAUUUUAAGUGAGGUUUGACUUUUAGAUCACAUAGAAGUGUGUUUUAGACCUGCUUGCGUUUUUUUAUGUCGUAUCAUAUACGCUUGCCCUUCUUCUUUCUUUUUGUACAAGUGACUCAUGUCUUUGAUUCAAAUGUGUGUGUUGGUGAUGCUCAGUGUUAGUCGAGUAAGACAUAGAUGAGUCAGAUUUAUUUAAUUGUUUCAUUUUAAAAAUGAAGGCAAGGGAAGAGUGUGUGGGAGAUGCACGUGUUUGCGUUUGUUUUAACUGUAUCCAGUCUCUGCUGCCUGUUAAACUGGCUCUUUGUUUGCUUUGGUUUUAAAAAGAAAAGAAAAAGUUUGGUUUGCUUUCAGGCGUCCAAAAAAUAUCCAACAAGGAAGGGUGAUUAAAAAGUGUUAAGAUAAAAGCAGCGUUUGACUUUAUCACUUCACUUUAAAGGGUAUCUGCAGGUCUUAAAAAGCACUGAACUGAGUUCCUCGAAAAAAUAAAAAAGCUGCCUGCUGUGGGCAGGGGGAGCGAGUGAACAGCGCUUUCCCCACUCUUAACAUCCAUGGCUGAAGUGCCCUUGAGCAAGGCACCUAGCCCCCUAACUGCUCUUUCUCACUGCUCCUAGUGUGUGUGUGUGUCUGUUCACUACUCACAGAUGGGUGAGAUGCAGAAAUCAGAUUUCCUGUAUGUGUAAAAACAUACUUGGACAAUAAAGAAUUCUUCUUCUGCAGUAAUGUUGGUUUUAAAAUAUGUUUCAGCAUCUGAUUUCCAACUGUCAGGAGACAUUAUAGACAACAACAUUAGACAUUAGACAUUAUACUGUACAGUAUACACUAUGAACAAUGUUGGACAAGUGACUUGAAAACAAUUGCUCAUUGCUCAUU
Molecule: messenger RNA, 3227 nt
Organism: Toxotes jaculatrix (banded archerfish)
Lineage: Eukaryota; Metazoa; Chordata; Actinopteri; Toxotidae
Product: replication protein A 70 kDa DNA-binding subunit-like
Exons: 17
Coding region: 91-2103 (670 amino acids)
Biological process (GO): DNA replication; telomere maintenance via telomerase; meiotic cell cycle
Cellular component (GO): DNA replication factor A complex; nucleus
Molecular function (GO): single-stranded telomeric DNA binding; damaged DNA binding
Source: RefSeq, a predicted model, not a curated record